This is a messenger RNA of Drosophila obscura, 1503 nucleotides long. RefSeq names its product serine/threonine-protein phosphatase 6 catalytic subunit (gene PpV). Bases 47 to 958 code for a protein of 303 amino acids. Gene Ontology annotation, biological process: peptidyl-serine dephosphorylation; G1/S transition of mitotic cell cycle. NCBI's taxonomy places the organism in Eukaryota, Metazoa, Arthropoda, Insecta, Diptera, Drosophilidae. The record is from RefSeq and is a predicted model, not a curated record. Gene Ontology annotation, molecular function: protein serine/threonine phosphatase activity. Gene Ontology annotation, cellular component: cytoplasm. The transcript has 3 exons.
UCACACUGCUGCUAGGAAUAAAAAAAAAAAUAAUAAAAAAAACAACAUGGGCGAUGUGGACAAAUGGAUAGAGAUUGUUAAGGAGUGCAAGUACCUGCCUGAAAAUGAAUUGCGAAAGCUCUGUGAUAUGGUCUGCGACAUCCUCCUGGAGGAGACGAACAUACUGCCAGUGAGCACGCCCGUCACCGUCUGUGGCGACAUACACGGCCAGUUCUACGACUUGGAGCAGCUGUUCCGGGAGGGCGGCCAGGUGCCGGACACAAACUACAUAUUCAUGGGUGAUUUCGUGGAUCGGGGCUACUACAGCCUGGAGACAUUCACCCGCCUGCUGACGCUAAAGGCGCGCCACCCCAGCCGGAUCACACUGUUGCGCGGCAACCACGAGACGCGGCAAAUCACCAAGGUGUAUGGAUUCUUUGACGAGUGCUUUGGCAAGUACGGCAACACGAAUGGCUGGAAGUACUGCUGCAAGGUCUUUGAUCUGCUCACCAUAGCGGCGAUCAUUGACGAGGAGGUAUUGUGCGUGCAUGGCGGCCUGAGUCCCGAGAUUAUAACACUGGAUCAAAUACGAACCAUCGAGAGAAACGGUGAGAUACCGUACAAGGGAGCCUUCUGUGAUCUGGUCUGGUCCGACCCGGAGGACAUGGAGUACUGGGGACAGAGUCCGCGCGGCGCCGGCUGGCUCUUUGGCCACAAUGUGACCAAAGACUUUAUGGCCAUCAAUAAUCUCGAUCUGAUCUGUCGUGCCCAUCAGCUGGUCAACGAGGGCAUCAAGUACAUGUUCGAUGGCAAGCUGGUGACCGUCUGGUCGGCGCCCAACUAUUGCUACCGCUGCGGCAAUGUGGCGGCCAUUCUCAGCUUCGAAACGGCUCAGCAGCGUUCAACGAAGAUCUUCCUGGCCGUGCCCGACGAUGAGCGUGUCAUACCCAAGCAGAAUACGACGCCCUAUUUCCUCUAAACUCCAUCCCGCACAGCUGUGGUAUUUGCUUCAACUCAGGAUUGCGUCUGUGGCUCCCCCUCCCCAAAAGGUGCAGGUGAAGGAGGAGGUGGAGGUGGAGCCAGUCUAACUAGAAAAACCAAUAACCCCUGCCACCCCGAAAACGCCAUUCGCCAGCCGCCGCCUUUACACCUGUAGUUUGCUCUUCCCUUUUUUUCUUUUUUUAUACUAUAUAUGGCAACAAACAUAUCUAAAUUUAAGAAGAGUAACGGAACACGGCGUCCGUUUCAUCGGUUGGGAGAAGCAUGGGGUGGGAGCAAACGCCUUUAUCUAUAUAGAGAUACAUAUAUUAUACAUAGAUAUUCAUUCAAAUGUGGAUUCCAAUCUUAUUUAUUUCUGUGAGCAAACCAAAUUGCAAUUACAAAUUUUUGUACAUUUUUGUAACGAUAUUUACGCAACAACAACAACAAAAACAACCUUUGUUUCCCCCCCUACAAACAACAACAAGAACUUUUUAUGUGAGAAACAAAGUUUCCGCCGAAAAAAACAAAACGAACACCGUGCGA